AACAAACCAUUUCAUCAAUCAGCUUCAUUUUACAAAUCACACAACAUCAAGAUUCAAGAUCAAGAUCAAGAUCAAUUACUUAAUCCUCUUAAGAUGAACAUGAGCAGAGUUGAACAACAAGUCAUUAGAUUUCCAGCGGCAAAGACUACUCCGGUGGGUUACUUACCUGAUGAGGCUUCAAUUAACAAGCUCCGAGUUUCGGCUUCUUCCAAGAAAUCUGAACAAAGCAACGAAAAAUCGAUUCUUAAAAGGAAGAAAACCACCGAUGGUUUCACCAAUGGAGCUAGAGACCAGAGCAAGCUAAGACCAAAGCUAACUGAAACAGUGAAGAGAAAGCUAUCUUUGGGCGCUAGGAUUCUUCAGGUUGGAGGUUUAGAGAAGAUCUUCAAGCGACUCUUUAGAGUCAGUGAAGGUGAGAAACUGUUCAAAAUGUACCAGUGUUACUUGUCGACAACCGCAGGUCCCAUCGCCGGCCUUCUAUUCAUCUCGUCCAAGAAAAUGGCGUUCUGCAGCGAGAGAUCGAUAAAGGUGGAUUCCCCUCAAGGAGACAUGAUCCGGGUUCACUACAAAGUGUCAAUCCCCUUGUGCAAGAUCGACAGAGUGAACCAGAGUCAGAACGCAAAGAAACCAUCACAGAAGUACCUAGAAGUAGUCACGGUCGACGGUUUUGACUUCUGGUUAAUGGGAUUCAUGAGCUACCAGAAAGCUUUCAAUUGCCUUGAGAAGGCUCUUUCUCUGAACUUUGAUGACAACAAAGAGCAAUAAAGCCGUGAUUUCGGAGAAGCUAUGGAGUUUACAAGAAAUAUUUCAUUUCUUCUUUCCUUUCUUGAUUGAUCAGAAAAUAGUCCUAGAAAGACAGAAAAUUACUGUACAAACUCAAAUUCUUUUUUCUUUUCCAUUGUAGACAAAUAUCAGAUGAAUAUAUUAAUUCAUUUAUC
Molecule: messenger RNA, 938 nt
Organism: Arabidopsis arenosa
Lineage: Eukaryota; Viridiplantae; Streptophyta; Magnoliopsida; Brassicales; Brassicaceae
Source: the annotation of a GenBank genome assembly